Messenger RNA from Staurois parvus, 299 nucleotides. The record is from the annotation of a GenBank genome assembly. NCBI's taxonomy places the organism in Eukaryota, Metazoa, Chordata, Amphibia, Anura, Ranidae.
CAGCACUUUCCUCAUCCUGUCACAGCAUGAGGAAAAGCAGAUCGGCACUGACCAUUAGGGCACUGAUCAUCAGUGCCACUCAGCAGUGCCACCCCACAGUGCCACCUAUCAGUGCCCAAAUCAAUGCUACCCAGCAGUUGCGCUCAUCAGUGUCAAAGCAGUGCCGCCCAGCAGUACCGCCAGUCAGAGCCAUCAAUCAGUGCUGUGAGUCAGUGCUAUCAGUCAGUGCCGCUCAUCAGUGUUACCCAUCAGUGCCCAUCAUUGCUGCAUAUCAGUGCAGCAUCAUCAGUGCCUCCUCA